AUGUCCACCUUCUCCUCUCUCCCUAGGUGGAUUGGUGGAAAAUUCUUGGGAAGGAAUCCUAAGAGCACAAUUAACAAUAUUGGUGAUAGCAGUGAAGAUUCUGGAGUAGUCGUAGUUGCAGACGACACUCCAGUGACCAGUGUGGUGGAGUGUUACGCUUGCACACAAGUAGGUGUGCCGGUGUUUCACUCCACCAGCUGUGACAGUGGUCACCAGCCAGAAUGGGAAGCAUCAGCCGGGUCUUAUCUAGUUCCAAUCCAAAACCGGCCCGGAAAAUUCGCAAGAGCGGUUGCACGGGCAAACUGGGGACCGUUAGGAACGGUUUUAGAUCCAAGGAGCAAGCGCGUGCAAGUAUGGAACCGCGCGUUGUUGUUGGCGCGUGGUGUGGCGUUGGCGAUUGAUCCGUUGUUUUUCUAUGCGCUGUCGAUUGGGAGAGAGGGUUCGCCGUGUUUGUAUAUGGACGGUGGGUUGGCGGCGGUUGUUACGGUGGCGCGUACGUGUGUUGAUGCCGUGCAUUUGUUUCAUGUGUUGUUGCAGUUUAAGUUGGCGUAUGUUUCGAGAGAAUCACUUGUUGUUGGGUGUGGGAAACUCGUGUGGGACGCGCGUGCCAUUGCUUCUCAUUAUCUUCGAUCUUUCAAAGGUUUUUGGUUUGAUGUUUUUGUUAUUCUUCCAGUGCCUCAGGCUGUGUUUUGGCUAGUAGUACCAAAAUUGAUAAGAGAAGAGAGGAUUAAAAUCAUUAUGACAACAAUGCUAUUGAUUUUUUUGUUCCAAUUUCUUCCUAAAGUUUAUCAUAGCAUAUGCAUGAUGAGAAGAAUGCAAAAAGUCACAGGCUACAUCUUUGGCACCAUUUGGUGGGGAUUUGGACUCAAUCUCAUUGCUUAUUUCAUUGCUUCUCAUGUUGCUGGAGGGUGUUGGUAUGUCCUUGCGAUUCAGCGCGUUGCGUCGUGUCUCCAACAGCAUUGUGAAAGAACUGUCGGAUGCAAUCUCUCUCUGUCAUGCUCGGAGGAGGUGUGCUAUCAGUCGAUAUUACCACCAGGAACCAUUGGAAAUCCAUGCGGCGGAAACACAACAAUGAUGAUGAGUAAGCCUCUGUGCUUAGAUGUUGCAGGACCUUUCAAAUAUGGGAUUUACCAAUGGGCACUUCCGGUUAUAUCAAGCAAUUCCUUGGCUGUUAAGAUUCUUUAUCCGAUUUUUUGGGGUUUGAUGACCCUCAGCACUUUUGGAAAUGAUCUUGAACCCACAAGUAAUUGGCUAGAAGUGAUUUUCAGCAUAUGCAUUGUUCUGAGUGGAUUACUACUUUUCACUUUAUUGAUCGGUAACAUUCAGGUAUUCUUACAUGCUGUCAUGGCAAAAAAGAGAAAGAUGCAGCUGAGAUGUCGUGACAUGGAAUGGUGGAUGAGGAGGAGGCAGUUGCCAUCCCGAUUAAGACAAAGAGUUCGACAUUUUGAACGUCAGAGAUGGGCGGCCAUGGGAGGAGAAGAUGAAAUGGAACUGAUCAAAGACUUGCCCGAGGGUCUAAGGAGAGACAUCAAGCGCUAUCUUUGCUUGGACCUCAUUAAAAAGGUACCAUUGUUUCACAACUUGGAUGAUCUUAUUCUUGACAACAUUUGUGACAGGGUGAAGCCCUUAGUCUUCUCUAAAGAUGAAAAGAUAAUUAGAGAAGGUGAUCCUGUACCGAGGAUGGUAUUCAUUGUUCGCGGACGCAUAAAGCGAAACCAAAGUCUAAGCAAAGGCAUCGUAGCAACUAGUGUCCUCGAACCAGGAGGAUUUUUAGGCGACGAACUACUUUCUUGGUGCCUAAGACGCCCUUUUAUCGACCGGCUUCCAGCCUCCUCAGCCACAUUUGUCUGUCUUGAAUCAACAGAAGCCUUCGGUCUUGAUGCUCAAAACCUGAGGUACAUAACCGAUCAUUUCCGGUACAAAUUCGCAAACGAGAGACUAAAGAGAACGGCGAGAUACUACUCGUCAAAUUGGAGAACAUGGGCUGCUGUCAACAUUCAACUUGCAUAUAGACGUUACAGGCAGAGGACUAGAGGUCCAGUGACUCCUGUACGGGACAACGGUAGCAGCGAGCGCAGGCUCUUGCAGUAUGCUGCAAUGUUCAUGUCAAUUAGGCCACAUGAUCAUCUUGAAUGA
This is a messenger RNA of Lathyrus sativus (Indian pea), 2136 nucleotides long. The record is from the annotation of a GenBank genome assembly. Lineage: Eukaryota; Viridiplantae; Streptophyta; Magnoliopsida; Fabales; Fabaceae.